Molecule: messenger RNA, 1313 nt
Organism: Apus apus (common swift)
Lineage: Eukaryota; Metazoa; Chordata; Aves; Apodiformes; Apodidae
Gene: MYF6
Product: myogenic factor 6
Exons: 4
Coding region: 316-1044 (242 amino acids)
Biological process (GO): muscle organ development; positive regulation of myoblast differentiation; regulation of transcription by RNA polymerase II
Molecular function (GO): RNA polymerase II cis-regulatory region sequence-specific DNA binding; protein dimerization activity; DNA-binding transcription factor activity, RNA polymerase II-specific
Source: RefSeq, a predicted model, not a curated record
AGUGGGGCUCUAUUUAUUAUAUUUUUCCGCUUAUUUUCCUUUUUAUUUUUUUAAUUUGUCUACCUCCCCUCAUGGCUCUCCCCCCCGCUUUCUAAAUAGGAGAUGUGCUCAGGACUGCGCCCAGGAGACUGGCUGGAAUCAGUUUUGGAGGGUGAUGCACCGCGACAGCUAAAAGUUGGAUAGGGUUUCAGCAGCUCCUAUAUAAAGCAGAGGGGACUUAUGUCACUGCACUAAUUAAAUUCCAUCUCGGUUGUUCCUCCGGGUGUUUUUGAGCCUGCUACCCAACUCAAGCAGUCAGAGAGGCCAAGGGACAGCAUGAUGAUGGACCUUUUUGAAACUGGCUCCUAUUUCUUCUACUUGGACGGGGAGAAUGGAGCCCUGCAGCAGCUGGACAUGGCUGAGGGAUCCCCGCUGUACCCAGGCAGCGAUGGCACCUUGUCCCCCUGUCAGGACCAAAUGCCGCCAGAGGCCGGCAGUGACAGCAGCGGAGAGGAGCAUGUGCUGGCACCCCCGGGACUACAACCCCCUCACUGCCCCGGCCAGUGUUUGAUUUGGGCUUGUAAAACUUGCAAGAGAAAGUCGGCCCCUACGGACAGACGGAAAGCAGCCACCCUGCGGGAGAGGAGGAGACUGAAGAAGAUCAACGAAGCCUUCGAGGCUCUGAAAAGGCGGACUGUGGCGAACCCCAACCAGAGGCUGCCCAAGGUGGAGAUCCUGAGGAGCGCCAUCAGCUACAUCGAGAAGCUGCAGGACCUCUUGCACAGACUAGAUCAGCAGGAGAAAAUGCAGGAGAUCGGGGGGGACCCCUUCAGCUUCAGUCCCAAGCAAGGAAAUAUCGCCAGCUCGGACUUCCUGAGCACCUGCAGCUCCGACUGGCAAAGCGCUUCUGACCAUUCCCGAGCCCUAGGAGUCAGCCCCACGGAAGGAGGCUCCGUCGUCGAGUCGUCGGCUUCCAGCAGCCUUCGCUGUCUCUCUUCCAUAGUGGACAGUAUUUCUUCCGACGAGCCCAAACUACCCAGUGCGGAGGAAGUGGUGGAGAAAUAAAUCCGGUUGUUCUGGUAUUUACCUGUACCGGUGAUCCACCUUGUCUGAGACUCACCGGAAAGUUCAUUCCUGUCUGAGUGAAGCUGUUGGUUGCAUUUCGUAUUAGUCGUAUUUAAAGAGUUCCCGCCUCGUUUCGUUCCUGUAAAUACUUUUAGUACUGUCUUUUCUUUUGUAAACAUAACAAAUAUAUAUUUAAAUGGUGGAAUGUGAUAUUGUAUAUAAGAACAGACGGAUUUAUUGGAUUGUAAAAUAAAGUUCUUUGUGUUACA